This is a messenger RNA of Austrofundulus limnaeus, 1482 nucleotides long. It is a transcript of the gene ap3s1, whose product is annotated as adaptor related protein complex 3 subunit sigma 1. NCBI's taxonomy places the organism in Eukaryota, Metazoa, Chordata, Actinopteri, Cyprinodontiformes, Rivulidae. Gene Ontology annotation, cellular component: AP-3 adaptor complex; membrane coat. Bases 241 to 822 code for a protein of 193 amino acids. The transcript is spliced from 6 exons. The record is from RefSeq and is a predicted model, not a curated record. Gene Ontology annotation, biological process: Golgi to vacuole transport; intracellular protein transport.
CAGCUUCCGUAGCCGGAGGUGGAGGAAGAAGACUGCUGUGGUGCUUCGACGUGGAAUAUCCGUAAAGAGGCGAUGGAGAAGUAGUGCCCUGUAGGACCGAACCAACCCGUCCUAACCUCGAACCGAGACGGCAUACAUCCCCGAAACCCGGUCCGGGUUUGGGUAACAGGAACCGAAAGCCGCAGGGACUGAAAUCUCUCUUCCUCWUCUUCUUCCUCGCGCCUCCUUCCACCAACAACCAUGAUAAAAGCCAUUUUAAUAUUCAACAACCACGGGAAACCGAGGCUUUCUAAAUUCUACGAACAUUAUAAUGAAGACACGGAGCAACAAAUCAUCAGGGAAACCUUUCACUUGGUCUCGAAAAGGGAUGAAAACGUCUGCAAUUUCCUAGAAGGUGGAAUGUUGAUCGGAGGAUCAGACUACAAGCUGAUCUACAGACACUACGCCACACUUUAUUUUGUGUUUUGUGUCGACUCCUCAGAAAGCGAGCUAGGAAUUUUAGACUUAAUCCAGGUUUUUGUGGAGACGCUGGACAAAUGCUUUGAGAAUGUCUGCGAGCUCGACUUAAUUUUUCAUGUAGACAAGGUGCACCACAUCCUGGCUGAGAUGGUGAUGGGUGGGAUGGUCCUGGAGACCAACAUGAACGAAAUCAUCACCCAGGUGGACACCCAGAACAAGAUGGAGAAGUCUGAGGCCGGUAUUGCAGGAGCACCUGCUCGUGCCGUAUCAGCUGUAAAGAACAUGAACCUCCCGGAAAUGCCCAGAAACAUCAACAUUGGCGACAUAAGCAUAAAAGUGCCAAAUUUACCUUCCUUCAAAUAGUGGCAGCGAGAUCCUGAGCCUGCAGAUGUCAGCCGAUGUUUACCUUGAUGCAAUCUGUUUACCAAAACCUCAACUUAUUAAUUUUUAUCAACUUUCUAAGUCUUGAAGGUACUGUGGAUUUUGACACUCCAUGUUGCGGUGUUAUCUUUUUGAUGUUUACUUUCUGUAAAAGAUAAAAAUAACUUGUUUUUUUGGUGUUUUUGUUUUCUGUUUGAAGGAGAAAAAAAGUAUUUAUCAAAGGUACAUUCCUUCUGUCUCACUGAAGCUGACUCAUGUCAUUCAGCUCCUUCGUACCAGAUCUGUGACAUUAGAAAAAAUUAAWUAAAACUAUUUUACUAACUCAGAAGUGCAACAUGAAGUGACAUUUUGGAAGAGAUUCACUGGUUUGGUUGUUCCAAACUGGAGAAAUUCAACCAAGGAAUGAAGACAAGUAAAAUAAUUUGAAUUCCAAAGUUGAGACAUAUCUGCUACAGUGUUAAGUUACAGCAUGUUAUUAUGUUAAACUGCAGAGAUUCAGACAUAUCUAAGUGCUUAUUUUCUUUUUAUUAUUUGUAUGUAAAUUUUAAAUGAUGCAUCCUGUUUUAUGAAACAACUCUUAAUUUUCAUUUGUGCAUGGUGUUUUUUGCUUAUUUUUCCACAAUAAACUGUCAAAAAAAUAAA